This is a messenger RNA of Saccostrea cuccullata (small rock oyster), 1274 nucleotides long. RefSeq names its product protein snail homolog Sna-like. Gene Ontology annotation, molecular function: DNA-binding transcription factor activity, RNA polymerase II-specific; RNA polymerase II cis-regulatory region sequence-specific DNA binding. The record is from RefSeq and is a predicted model, not a curated record. The transcript has 2 exons. NCBI's taxonomy places the organism in Eukaryota, Metazoa, Mollusca, Bivalvia, Ostreida, Ostreidae. Gene Ontology annotation, biological process: regulation of DNA-templated transcription. The coding region runs from base 334 to 1272 and encodes 312 amino acids.
GUCAGUUUAACCAUAAGAAAUUGAAAAUUAUUUGCCUGAAAUUUUCUUUCCCUGGCAGAUGCUCCAUGGGGAUCUGGGGGGACAUAGCCAAAUUUUCUCGGUACCUUACACCGCUGGGAAGCGCAAUGGGAGGGGAAUGCAUAAUUAAUCAGCGCGUAUUCGAGCGGUGAUUGGUUCUACUUCUGUGACGUCACUCUCUAUUCUGGAGUUCGUUCAUAAAGCAGGAAUAAUUUUUAUCCCCAUCCAAAACUUGUAAACAGGUCGAGAAACAUGAAAGUUAUUUUGUGAAAUAUCAAGAAAAAGAAAUAUUAUUAUUUACUUGUAACCUGUGAGAUGGAGGACUCUGAACAGCAAGAUUUAUCAUGUUCUCAAAAGGCGACGAUAAAAACGGAACCUAAACCCCGGGAUCCGAUCCGAGAUAUCCUGGACAGUCUUUGCAAUCAACCAUCACAUCCGGACAAAAACGGAGAAAGUUCUAUGGCGCUAGUUACUUCAAAUGUCGGUCUGGACACGAGCGCUUUCACACCAGUUAUGAAGUUUCAAAGCCCUGUUCACCGACAGGAUAUGCUGAAAUCCUACAUACCACCAUCGGACCCAUUAAAAAUGAAUUUCACAGACUGGUAUUCGCAACAUCUUAGACAAUCUGUGUAUAAUCAGAAUUUUCAUCAGAAUUUUCGUCAGUACCCAUAUCUUCUGAAUUCUGUGCAUCAACCAAAUAACCCUUUUAUUGGGUAUUUCAGUGACGUAUCUUCCUGGCUCAGCAAAGGAACAGAUCUUAAUGCCUUCAGUCUUUGUAAUUUAAACAAGUGCUCAACUCUGUCCAUACCUACUUCACCGAGGUACCAGUGCGACCAUUGCAAGAAAAGUUACUCAACUUUUGGUGGCCUGUCAAAACACAAGCAGUUCCAUUGCACCACUCAAGUCAAAAAAGAUUUCAGUUGUAAAUUUUGCGGCAAGACUUAUGGCUCUUUGGGGGCAUUAAAAAUGCACAUUAGAACUCAUACACUACCAUGUAAAUGUAAACUAUGUGGCAAAGCGUUUUCACGACCCUGGCUAUUACAAGGCCACAUGCGCACGCAUACGGGCGAAAAACCGUUUUCCUGUGCUCACUGUGGUCGAGCGUUUGCCGAUAGAUCGAACCUUCGAGCACACCUUCAGACUCAUUCAGACGUCAAAAAGUACGGAUGCAAGUCAUGCAAGAAAACGUUUUCGCGCAUGUCACUUUUGGCAAAGCAUCGGGAAGGACGAGUUUGUCAACUUCCGGUUCAGUGAAA